Penicillium cosmopolitanum is the source of this 1275-nucleotide messenger RNA. RefSeq names its product SDR family oxidoreductase. The record is from RefSeq and is a predicted model, not a curated record. The transcript is spliced from 5 exons. Lineage: Eukaryota; Fungi; Ascomycota; Eurotiomycetes; Eurotiales; Aspergillaceae. The coding region runs from base 1 to 1275 and encodes 424 amino acids.
AUGACUGCUCACGGUGUUGUGUAUUCCGAAGGCUCACUGCAUGGGUUACCCAGCUUUCCAGAUGAGUCGAAGCUCACAAAUUUGACUGCGCUGGUGACUGGAGCAAACGGAAUCUCAGGUUACCAUCUGGUCCGUGUUCUGGCUGCUAAUCCCAAACGAUGGAGUCAAAUAUUUUGCCUAUCUAGACGACCUCCGCCUGAUAAUUUCUUCGAGGAUUUGGGCGAGGGGGCGAAACGAGUCAAACACAUCGCAGUCGACUUUCUUUCCGAGCCAGCGCAGAUUGCAGAGCGACUGAAAGCAAACGUACAGAAAAUUGACCAUGUGUUUUUUUUCUCUUAUAUGCAGACACAACAAAAGGGUAGUGUUCUGGAGAUGUGGUCGGAUGCUAGUGCUUUGGCCGAAGUUAACUCCAAUCUUUUGAGCAACUUCCUCGGUGGCCUUAGACUGACAAGUCUCCAGCCUAAACGGUUCCUGCUUCAGACAGGAGCUAAAAAUUAUGGCUUUCACAUGGGCCCAGCCACUAACCCUUCGUUUGAGUCCGAUCCAAGAGUUACACUGGAAGAGAAUUUCUAUUAUCCACAGGAAGAUGCCUUGGCAAAGUAUUGCGAGGAGACUGGUGCUGCAUGGAAUGUAGUCCGCCCGUCAUAUAUUAUCGGCGCUGUUCGUGAUGGCGCAUUGAAUUUUAUGAUUGGGCUUGCUAUCUACGGGGCCAUUCAGAGCUACUUGAAAAAGCCUCUGGAUUUUCCUGGCGACUAUGCUGCCUGGGAUCGCGAAUUCUGUCAAAGCACUGCCUUACUAAAUGCCCACUUCGAAGAAUGGGCCGUCUUGACUGAUAAAGCAGCCAACGAGGCAUUCAACAUACAGGACGGACAGUCAUUUACUUGGGGGCGCUUCUGGCCAUACCUUGCAAGCUGGGUGACUACAUGUCGACAUGUGGAUACCCCCAGAGGAUAUGGGCCCGCUGGAACAACUCGUUCUACGUUCAGUCUCCUGGAGUGGUCUGGGAAGGCAGAAGUUCAACAGGCAUGGAAAAAGUUGUCGGAGGAUUAUGCACUUGUCCUCGAUCCAUUUGAUGAGCAAAAGCGUGCUCAGAUCUUUGGAAUGUCAGAUUCGGCUCUUCUCGGGGACUGGCCACUUUCCUUGAGCAUGCGAAAGGCUAGAAAACUAGGCUUCUUCGGAACUGCAGAUUCAUUUGAAACUGCCUUUGAAGCAAUACAGGAUUUGGCACGACUCAAGCUGGUGAUACCAACUGUUAUGAAGGAAUAUAGUGAGUAA